AUGAAUUGGUUCUACAAUCUCAUCAGAAAAACACCAACUCCUCCCUUUGAUCCUUCAUUCACCAAAGUUUGUCUAGUAACUGGUUCAUCUUCGGGAAUUGGUUUAGAAACUGCCAAAUUAAUGUACUCGAGUGGAUUUAACAUUGUGUUAGCUUGUAGGAAUGUGAAGAAGGCAGAGGCAGUGAAGAAUGAUUUUGAAAAGAUUGAAUUUCCUUCCAGAAAUUCUGCAAUGAAACCUCAGAUUACAAUUUUAGAGAUGGAUUUGGCUGAUUUUGACAGUGUUUCGAAUGCAUGUAAAGAGUUUGGAAAUGCAUUUGAUAGAUUGGAUGUAUUGGUGAAUAAUGCUGGAACUUGGAAUGGAUUUUCCAAGGAUAAUUUGAUUGGAAUUACAAAGCAAGGAUUCAGUGUCACUUAUCAAACAAGUCAUUUGGCUCAUUUCUACUUGACAAGAGAGUUACUACCAUUCAUUAUUAAUUCUUCCAAGAUUACUAAUAAGCCAGGUAGAAUUAUCAAUGUUAGUAGUGGGCUACACCUCUAUGCAAUGAAUCAGAUCAAUAAGAAAUCUGAUUCUCUUUCGGAUUUGGAAUGGGAAAAGAGAAUGGUAAAUGAACAUGGAGAUAAUUUCAAUUCUCAACUAUAUCAAUACAUGUAUGUGAAACUCCUGAAUGUAAUGUUUGCCAAACAUCUUUCCAGAAUGUACACUGAUAAGGAAAUUCUUUCUUUCAGUUGUCAUCCUGGUCCAAUUUCAAGCGAUUUUUAUAGAGAUUGGUCUAGCUUACUGAAAUUCUCAUUGAAUUUCAUGACCAUUCCUUCUGUUUAUGGAGCAUUCACUAGUUGCUACUUGGCCACAAGUGAAGAUCCAAUUAUUUUGUCUAAUAAUGGAAAUUAUUUUGAUAAUUGUUCUAUUGCAAAAUAUCAUAAACUUGUUGACGAUGUUGAACAAUGUAAAUUGAUAUGGGAAAAAAGUGAAAAGCAAUUGAACGAUUUAUAA
Molecule: messenger RNA, 990 nt
Organism: Naegleria gruberi
Lineage: Eukaryota; Heterolobosea; Eutetramitea; Acrasida; Naegleriidae
Exons: 2
Coding region: 1-990 (329 amino acids)
Source: RefSeq, a predicted model, not a curated record